Cannabis sativa is the source of this 3845-nucleotide messenger RNA. Its product is annotated as kinesin-like protein KIN-14L. Gene Ontology annotation, molecular function: microtubule binding; ATP binding; microtubule motor activity. NCBI's taxonomy places the organism in Eukaryota, Viridiplantae, Streptophyta, Magnoliopsida, Rosales, Cannabaceae. The record is from RefSeq and is a predicted model, not a curated record. The transcript has 20 exons. Gene Ontology annotation, biological process: microtubule-based movement. The coding region runs from base 421 to 3552 and encodes 1043 amino acids.
UUCAAAACAAAGCCCAAGUCCCAACAAUAAGCCCAAAUUCGAGGCCCAAUUCGCAAACUUCAACGGCUUCUUUCCCCCAAAAAAAUUGAUCCAUCGGCUGAGAUAUCAAACUCCAGAAAUGAACGGCUGAGAUCACAGCACUAUGUCAACAUUGUCACGUGUGGCCCUACAAAUUUGAAUUCAAAAAAUUACCGCACCCAUUUUAAUAACGUUACGAUUUGGUCAGCCAUUAGAUUCGAAAUCCCAAACUAAAGGCUUAUCAAAGAAACAAUUACCGGAAAUUGAGCACAGUCUUCUCUUUCUCUUCUUCCACUCUACUCUGAGUGGCCACCACCAAUAAGUAGAAUCUCAAAAUCCCAAUAUCUUAAUUAGGGUUUUAACAAUCAUCAAUCAAUCAAGAAAUAACUAAUUGGGUUUUUAAUGGAGGAUUCUACAAGAACUGGGUCUCAUGAUAUUACUAUGGCUUCAAGAAAAGCUGAAGAAACAGCUUGGAGGCGAUUCCAAGCUGUGCAAUGGCUUGAAAGCGUUGUGGGUCCACUUGGAUUGCUGAACCAACCUUCAGAGAGAGAAUUCAUUUCUUGUCUAAGAAAUGGUAUCAUUUUAUGUAAUGCCAUUAACAAAAUUCAUCCAGGAGCAGUGCCCAAGGUUGUAGAGAGUCAAUCGACGUUACAAUUACUCAACCGGGAAACACAACCGUUGCCUGCUUAUCAGUAUUUUGAGAAUGUUCGUAACUUCUUGGUUGCUGUCGAAGAGUUAAAGCUGCCCGCUUUUGAAGCUUCUGACCUUGAAAGGGACUCGUUGGAAGCAGGGUCAGCAGCCAAGGUUGUUGAUUGCAUUUUGGCUCUUAAAUCUUAUCACGAGUGUAAGCAGCAAAGUAGCGUGGCCGCGAAUGGAAUUCAUAGAUAUGUAAAAUCUCCUUUAGUUAUGACUUCUGUCAAUAGGAUGCAAUCGAAAGCUUCAGCUGCAAUCUCAGCAGAUUCUUGUAGACGAUUGGAUAUGUCAACCACAUGUGAAAGACAGCCACCAAUUGAGGGUGACAGUAAAAAACUUGAAGAGGCCUUGGUCGAUUCAAUCGUCAAGCUAUUUGAAGAGUCAAUGGAUGGCACAAAGGAAAACAUUGAUGAAAACUUGUUUGCUUCCUUUCAUAAUGGAGAGGAUCGUCUCAAGCUAAUCAGAAAAAUUAUGUCAGGUUAUUUGGGUGAACAACUCCAGAAGAAGUUGCCAGAGUUUCAUUCAAUGUUAAAAGAUUCGUUGAAAGAACGGAGUAUCGCCAAUCUCAAUUCAACAUCUGAGCCAUUAGGGGAUUUAUCAACACUGCAAAACACUAAGUGCUGCAAAGCUUGUUUGAGAAAGGGCAAUUGUCAUCAUAGAGAAGUAUUUCAAAUGCAAGAAAAAGAACUUGCGGAUCUCAAAACCUUGUUGUUCACAACUAAGGUGGAGUUUGAAGAGCUACAAUUCCAGUUGCAAAGAGAUUUAAAGUACUUAGGCACCGAAGUACAAGAGCUCUCUACAGCUGCUCGCGGAUACCAUAAGGUGGUUAAAGAGAAUAGGGCAUUAUACAACAUGGUCCAGGAUUUGAAAGGCAACAUUCGAGUUUACUGUAGAAUACGGCCCUCCUUCAAUGCUGAAGCAACAAGUGUAAUAGAUUACAUUGGAGAGGAUGGUUCACUAGUGUUGCUAGAUCCAUCAAAACCCGGGAAAGAUGGAAGAAGAGUUUUUAACUUCAACAGGGUAUUUGGCCCCAUUUCAAGCCAAGAUGAGAUUUAUAAGGACACUCAACCACUGAUUAGAUCUGUGAUGGAUGGUUACAAUGUAUGCAUUUUUGCGUACGGUCAAACUGGAUCGGGAAAAACUUAUACCAUGAGUGGUCCCUCAGGUGGCUCAACUACUGAUUUGGGAAUCAAUUAUCUAGCUCUUAAUGACCUCUUUAAGAUCUCUAGCAAGAGAAAAGACCUCAUAAGUUAUGAAAUCUUUGUUCAAAUGGUUGAAAUAUAUAACGAGCAAGUUCGAGACCUUCUUGCUGAAGAUUCAUCAACCACUAAAUUAGAGAUUCGUAGUUGCACAACUGAUAAUGGCUUAAGUCUUCCGGAUGCUACAAUGUGCUCUGUUAAGUCUACUGCUGAUGUUUACAACUUCAUCAAGAUUGGUGAGGUUAAUCGGUGUGUCAGCUCCACUGCAAUGAACACCCAAAGUAGCCGUUCACACAGUGUCCUCACGGUUCAUGUGCAUGGAAAAGACACGUCUGGAGGUAAUAUCCGCAGUUGCCUUCAUUUGGUAGACCUUGCAGGAAGUGAACGAGUGGACAAAUCGGAAGUUACAGGGGAUAGGCUAAAGGAGGCACAGUGUAUAAACAAGUCUCUUUCUUGUUUGGGAGAUGUAAUUACAGCCUUGGCUCAGAAGAAUUCUCAUAUCCCUUAUAGAAACAGCAAACUCACCCUGCUACUGCAAGACUCCUUAGGUGGACACGCGAAAACAUUAAUGUUUGCCCAUGUCAGUCCAGAAGAAGAUUCUUUUAGCGAAACAGUUAGUACUUUGAAGUUUGCUCAGAGAGCUUCGACUGUUGAACUUGGUGCUGCUCGCUCGAACAAAGAAAGCAGUGAAGUUAUUCAACUUAAACAACAGGUUGAAACUCUUAAGAAGGCAUUGGCAAACAAAGAAGGACAGAGUAAUUUACAGCUAAACAGAACAUGUGAGAAACCGAGACCAAUGAUGGAGAAAACACCACCACGUCCGAGGAGAUUGAGCAUUGAGAAUGGCGUCCAAUCAAAGAAUGAAAUGAGCAUUGAAAGCAGGAAGGGAUUUAGAACCCCAUCUGUACCAAACCGGUUGAGAAGAUCAAGCUUGGAAGGUCCAAAAUCUUUCAAGAAGGAUGCUCUAGAGACAAUUGUGGCAGAUGCUAGUUUCCAUCAAGAUUCUGAAGCUUCCAUGAAAUCAUUUGGAAAUUUCAUCAACGAAAGUUCCAUGGUAGAAGUAAGUCGUCCUAAGGAUCCUCGGAGUCCAACCAAAGUAGAAUCAAUUCGUCCAAAGGAUCCUCGAAGUCCAACAAGUGUUACCUAUCAGAAGAGAUUGAAAACAGACAGUAGAACACAGAUUCCUUCCCUUCAACCGCCAAAAACACCCGAAUCACAAACACGCUCCAAAAUUGAGUUCCAAAACAUGAUGCAAAAUGAGCUUACAUUUUCGUUAGACUACCAGACACCCAACUUGGUUGCUAGCACAAAUGGAAAAGGAUCCCAGAUACGAAAAUCUUUGAGGACAACGAUCGGAAAACUGAUUAAUGGCUCUGAUAAAAGGAGCCAACAUGUUCUGAUGGAAGCUCAACUAAACACCAAAGUUUCAAGCAAUUUCAAUGAUGGGAAAUCUCAUGCUACAACAACUAAUGGGAAAACUUUGAGGAGGCAAUCACUUACCGGUGUUCUAAACUCGGGGAAUCGAAGAUCUUCUCUUGGAGAAAAUACAGCUGACAAUAAUAAUAAUGCAAAGGACAAUAGAAAUGCCAAGACACCUCCUCCGGUUCGCCAAUCAAACAAGUAUUCUAAAAGGUGGGUUUAAAUCUACUGAGAGAAUAAGAAAUAACAAUGGUGGAAAUGGGGUGGUGCUUCAACUCGAAAUGAAGCAAAGUCUCUUUGCUGAAAACUAGAGUUAAGGUCUUAGAACAAAGGCUUAAGAAGAAGAGUUCACUAACUGAUUUAACGGUAGUUCUUCUCUUUGUAAUUAAUUACGACAUUUUAUUUUGAACAUUGAAUUCGUAGUAAUAAAAAAAAUUGAGGCUCAUUUUUUUUUUGUAGUUACACUACUAAGUCUUCUUUAUUAUAUUAUAGAGUUUAAAGUAAAACCCUUCUAAA